CACAGCUAUUGCACAUUGUUCAUAGUACUACUAGUUUUUGACCAGCUUCUAUUUUGUUUUAUUUAAUAAUCCUCUAUUUUUGUUCGUUUGAUAAUUGCUUCUUUUUGCAAGAAGGGCAAGAUUAGUUACUCAAAUAUCUUUCAAAUUCAACAACUUCUAUUCCCUUGUGCUGAUUCUCUCCUUGUUAUUAUAAGUAUCAAUAGUCCCAUAAGUAGAUAAAUAUCAAAGAGGUCCUUUGAGAGAAGAAUAUGGCAGAAAAAUUAGUGCAUAAAUCGUGGAUAAUUCAGUAUAACUUGCAUUCUAUUUUAGGAAUCAUCCUCUUGGCCUUUCUUUUUGUGUCUUUUUAUCUUAUAGGGGACAAUAGUGAUGGUGCUAGAAUUCUAGCAAAUAAGCCUACAAGAAAAAAUUCAUCUCCAAAAUGUAAUUUGUUUGCUGGAAGUUGGGUUUUUGAUAAUGUCUCAUAUCCUCUAUACAAAGAACAACAAUGUUCUUUCAUGGCUGAUGAUUUUGCUUGUCAUAAAUUUGGAAGAAAAGACUCAAAAUAUCAUUAUUGGAGAUGGCAACCUUAUGAUUGUGAUCUUCCAAGGUUUAAUGCCAAGGGAUUGUUGGAGAAACUAAAAGGGAAGAGAGUAUUGUUUGUUGGGGAUUCAUUGAAUAAGAACCAAUGGGCAUCUAUGGUAUGCUUAAUUGAAUCCUCUGGAAUUCCAUCUCUCAAACCACCUAUCUGGAAAGGCAAUUUGAUCACCUUUGAGGUCAAGGAAUACAAUGCAACAAUUGAUUUCUACUGGUCACCAUUGCUAGUAGAAUCCAAUUGCGAUGAUCCAGUGAAACACCGUGUCCGAGAUCGAAUUAUCAGAAUUGAGGGAAUCGAAAAACAUGCCAGGCAUUGGAUUGAUGCCGACAUUCUCAUCUUUGAUUCCUUCACCUGGUGGCUUGAACCCAAAAUGACACUUCUGUGGGGAUCUUUUAAUAGCUCUGAGGCAAUCUACAAAAAGGUCGGAAUGAAGUUGCGCCGCUAUGAGAUGGCCUUGAGAACAUGGUCAGAUUGGUUGGAGUUUCAAAUUGACAGAAAAAGGACAAGAGUGUUCUUCAUGAGCCUCUCUCCUUCUCACAAAAAUGCCACAGAUUGGGGCAUGGGAAAUGGUCAAAGUUGCUAUGGUGAAACAGAACCAAUAUCAAGAACAAAGUAUUGGGGAAGUGAAACUGAUAGAAACAUGAUGGAAAUAGCAGAGGGCUCCGUAAAUGGGCUGAAGAGAAGGGGAUUAGAUAUAAAAUAUCUUAGCAUAACACAACUAUCAGACUAUAGAAAAGAUGCACAUCCAUCAGUUUACAAGAGGAAUUGGGUUGCUCCAACAAAAGAGCAACUGUUAAAUCCAAGGAGUAAUGCAGAUUGUGUACAUUGGUGUCUUCCUGGUGUGCCUGAUGUUUGGAAUCAGAUUCUUUAUGCAUAUAUCAUGGACUCCUCAAGAGAAUUAAAGCAAUAGAUUUUUUUAUUUUUAUUUUUUAUGUGAAAAGAAAAAUCCAGUGAAAUUGUAAUGA
Messenger RNA from Lycium ferocissimum, 1539 nucleotides. RefSeq names its product protein trichome birefringence-like 34. Lineage: Eukaryota; Viridiplantae; Streptophyta; Magnoliopsida; Solanales; Solanaceae. The transcript has 5 exons. Bases 249 to 1484 code for a protein of 411 amino acids. Gene Ontology annotation, cellular component: Golgi apparatus. The record is from RefSeq and is a predicted model, not a curated record. Gene Ontology annotation, molecular function: O-acetyltransferase activity.